AUGGGCUUGAUCAUUGUGUUCAACAUAGGCCUCAUCAUGUACGAAGCCGAUCUGGAUGCUCGUUGUUAUCCAGGGUGGGUCAACAACUACGACCAGUGCCCAUAUAGAAGCGAUGCGAUUGACUGGCUGAAUACUGUGAACAUCUCGCUGCUCAUCGCCUACACUGCUGAGUGUUUCGUGCGGUUCUUCGUUGAGCACCUCACCUUUUUCUGCAAUCGAUGGAACAUGAUUGAUUUGACCACUGUGCUGCUGGGGUGGGCCAGCGUACUGCUAGCCGGCGUGAUCAACCUUAGUCUGCUCCGACUUUCUCGUCUCAUCCGGGUGCUCAGAGCCAUCCGAGUGCUCAUAUCGGUCCCCGAGUUUUAUCUGCUGGUCACUGGACUCUUCUCCGCCAUCAAGGCGAUUCUCUUUGGCAUGCUCCUGCUGCUGGUGUGCUUAGUUUUCUGGGCCGUCAUCGCCGUGGAGAUGUUCCAUCCCCAUGUUUCCGUCCUCGGCGAACAAGUACUCGGCGCCGACGGCACGAAGUUUCCAGCUUGCACGCGAUGCGAGCGCAGCUUCGAAACGGUCUUCGCAGCCUCAGUUACGCUCUUCCAGCAGAUCGUUGCUGGCGACGCAUGGGGCCAAAUCAACAUUCCCCUCGUCGAAGAGGCGCCGUGGCUGGUUCCAGUCGUCUACUUGGUCAUGAUUACCAUCUCCUUGGGCAUCAUGAACCUGAUCCUAGCGGUCAUCGUCGAACGAGCUUCCGAAGCUCGCGAGAACGACCAUGAUCAGAAGAUCAAGAAGAAGGAUGAGGAGCGUGCCAAGAACAUGGUGGAGCUGGCCGUGCUUUGUGCCAACUUAGACAAGGACCAGAGUGGAACCGUCUCCUUGGAAGAGAUGCGACGGGGAUAUGACAACGUGGGAGAAUUCAAGCGGCUUAUGCAACACAUGGACAUCAAGAAAGACGAGAUGGAGCUGAUUUUCCGCGUGCUCGACGAGGACAAAGAUGGCAACUUGUCCUACCUGGAGUUCUGCAAGAACCUGGGCAGCUUCUUCCGGCGUGACCCAGUGAUCAUGCACUCCCUCGUCCAGUGCUCGCUGGAGGAGCUGAAGCAAGUGGUCAAGGAGGAAGUUGUCGCCUUGAUGAAGCAGCAGCAUGCGGAGCUCAUGGCCGGAUUAGGGUUGACACCAGGCAAGUGCUUCGGCGAUGAGAAAUCGCCCCCGACUCCUUCAGCAUCUCCACUAGGUCAGGCGCCGGAGGCACUUCUAAGGGCGCCGGUGCCCUGGAACACCUUGAAGCGGAUCGAGGCGGAGCUAGAGCCCCUCCUGGUCAAGGCGGAGACGAUAGCCGCGGAGCUGGACACCUCCUCGAUUUCUGCAGAUGUGACUGAAGACUGGGCAGACCAUGGCCCGGAGCUAAACGAUGCUGCUAAAAACACGUUGCUGGAAGCGCCUUCCGGUGACAGAGAACAACCAGUGGCGCGAAGUCAGCAAGGUCCGGGCUUCGAUGAACAGUUCGAACACCUCCACGAAAGCUUCAAGCUACAGGCGGAGAAAGCAGAGCUUCUGCAAAGCAGAAUACGCACUGCACUCCACUACCUGAGUACAGCCAAAGGAGGCGGUGGAAUCGAUGCUUUUCACUCAAAGCUCUUUGUAGUCUAG
Molecule: messenger RNA, 1641 nt
Organism: Symbiodinium sp. CCMP2456
Lineage: Eukaryota; Dinophyceae; Suessiales; Symbiodiniaceae
Source: the annotation of a GenBank genome assembly